Molecule: messenger RNA, 594 nt
Organism: Vitis riparia (riverbank grape)
Lineage: Eukaryota; Viridiplantae; Streptophyta; Magnoliopsida; Vitales; Vitaceae
Product: ATP synthase subunit beta, chloroplastic-like
Exons: 1
Coding region: 1-594 (197 amino acids)
Biological process (GO): proton motive force-driven mitochondrial ATP synthesis
Cellular component (GO): chloroplast thylakoid membrane
Molecular function (GO): ATP binding; ATP hydrolysis activity
Source: RefSeq, a predicted model, not a curated record
AUGAGUCACAAUGGUAUUCUUCAUCAAACAUCUUGUGUUGAUACUCCUUCUCAAAAUGGGGUUGCUGAAAGAAAAAACAGGCAUUUAUUUGAACUCCAUUUUGAAACAGGAAUUAAAGUAGUGGAUCUUUUAGCUCCUUAUCCCCGUGGAGGAAAAAUUGGACUAUUUGGGGGAGCUGGAGUGGGUAAAACAGUACUCAUUAUGGAAUUGAUCAACAACAUUGCCAAAGCUCAUGGGGGUGUAUCUGUAUUUGGCGGAGUAGGUGAACGUACUCGUGAAGGAAAUGAUCUUUACAUGGAAAUGAAAGAAUCUGGAGUGAUUAAUGAAAAAAAUAUUUCAGAAUCAAAAGUGGCUCUAGUCUACGGUCAGAUGAAUGAACCGCCGGGAGCUCGUAUGAGAGUUGGUUUGACUGCCCUAACUAUGGCGGAAUAUUUCCGAGAUGUUAAUGAACAAGACGUACUUCUAUUUAUCGACAAUAUCUUCCGUUUCGUCCAAGCAAGAUCCGAAAGUAUCUGCCUUAUUGGACAGAAUGCCUUCCUUUGUGGCUCGUGCACUCAUGUUUCAAAUGAAGGUUCCGAAACAAUUUUGGGUUGA